AUGCCAUCAAAGAGAAUCGCAAUCAUCGGAGCGGGUUGUAGCGGCUUGGCUGCCGUCAAGACGUGUCUGGAAGAUGGUCUACUUCCGGUCUGCAUGGAGCGAGAGUCGGGACUUGGCGGUCUCUGGAACUAUUCGGAAACAUCGAGGGUCGGCAAAGGAAGCAUCUACAAAACAUGCGUGAUCAACACGAGCAAGGAGAUGAUGGCGUUUAGCGAUUUCCCGCCCCCAGCUGAGUUCCCGACUUUCAUGCCGCACCGGUACGUGUUGAAAUAUUUCCAAAUGUACGCCGAGAGGUUUGGACUCCUUAAAUACAUUCAGUUCAAUACGUCUGUACUGAACGUUGUUCAGUCAGAGAAAUAUGACGUCGACGGCACCUGGGACGUCACGUACUCGGUCACAGGGGGCGAGGUUGUGACGUCAACGUUCGACGGAGUGCUCGUGUGCACGGGUCAUCACACGUUUCCGUGUACGCCGACGUUUUCCGGUCUCAGCCGCUUCCAGGGAAUCACUAUGCACUCGCACGCCUACAAGGACAAUACGAAGUUCUAUGGCAAGCGGCUGCUGAUUGUUGGCGUCGGCAACUCGGCCGUUGAUAUCGCCGUGGACCUUAGUCACGUGGCGUCCAAGGUAUUCCUGUCAACGCGCCGCGGCGCAUGGGUGAUUAGUCGGAUGGGGCUGUGGGGACUUCCAGCAGACGCCAUGGCAAACUGCCGCUUCCUGUUCUCUCUGCCCAAGUCGGUGCUGCAGUGGAGCGUGGAGAAGAUGGCGAACUUUCGGUUCGAUCACGAGACCUACGGCCUCAAGCCAGUGCACAGAGCUCUAGAAGCACACCCGACUAUAAACGACGAACUGCCUUACCGGAUAAUGACCGGAGCACUCCGAGUGAAGCCCAAUGUGUACGAAUUCACGGAAAAUGCCGUGCGUUUCGACGACGGAACCUCUGAGGAAAUCGACGCCGUCAUUUUUGCGACUGGGUACGAAUACAAGAUCAACAUACUGGACGAGUCUAUUACACGGAUUAAGAACAAUGAGACCACGCUUUAUAAAUACAUGUACCCACCGCAGCUGAGUCCCCCAACUCUGGCACUAAUUGGCCUCGUUCAGCCGAUAGGCGCCGUGAUGCCCAUCUCGGAAAUGCAGAGUCGCCAUUACACGCAGGUUAUGAAAGGUAAUAUACGACUCCCCAGUCAGAAGGAAAUGUUAACGGACAUCGACUCAAAAAGGGAAGCGAUGGCCAGCACGUACGUGACAUCACAGCGCCACACGCUGCAGUGUUUCUGGAUCGAGUACAUGGAUGAGAUCGCCACAAUCCUGGGAGUCAAGCCAGACAUGUUUGUCCUGUUCAAGGAGGACCCAAUGUUCGCCCUGCGCUGCCUGUUCGGACCCUGCGUCCCGGCUCAGUACCGCCUGCAAGGCCCAGGAAAGUGGGCCAAGGCGAAGGAAACCAUCAUCCAAUCAAUGAACAGAUCGCGGGCUCCAAUGAAAACUCGCAUCACACCCGCUUAUAACUUUGCAUGCAAAGAAACCGUUGCCACACCAGCAAUAUCAAUUCCAAGGAAUCUUAGGUUCUAUUUCCUUUUUAUGGUCGUAUUCUUCUUGUUUUUCUGCGUUUGCAUGGGUUGAAAAUGGCAGACGUCCCCGAUCAGUUGUGCUCAUGUUCGUUUUAUAUCAAAGAAGGAUUGACUCCAGGAAUCGACCCGCGAAAACGCAGAGAUUGCCUCAACGAAUUUAAAACUGUGAGUAACAAGCACGUGCAAACUGGAAAUGCACCAACCUCGAAAUGGCCAAAACGAGCUCGAGUUACUUGCGAAUGACAUUGAAAAACAUUCAUGUUUAUGCGUAAUUAGUCAAACACGUCUUCUGCUGUCACGAGGUCGAAAAUGUGCAUGCAUAUCAUCAGCUAAAACAUAACAUCAUCGCGAUGAAACCUUCACCACCAUCAUCAUUACCGGCAAUAGUUGCAACGACAGCCGCCAUAUAACAUCAUAUUAUACUAGUCAUACUUAUAACAAUAUUAGAUUGUCUAAAAAGAAAUUGGUGUGUGAAUAUGGGAGAUCCAUUUGUAAUUAAAUAUGUAAAUACAUAUAUUCAUAAAACGUAACUAUCCAUAUGGCAUCGAUUUCGUAAGUAGUAUUUUAAAUAAUAUUACCAUGGCCCGCUGAGAGCCGGAUCAUCUACUACAAGUAUUUAGUUCGCUGGAUUCGCUGAGCUAAUAUUACCAAUUAAUUAAUAAUUAUCCAAAUCGUUUGUGUGAGCUUAUGUUAUUUCUUGACCCGCCCUGCUAUGAUUGUAAUGCUCACGUGCCAUAUGUAGAAUCUUGUAUUUGAUUUA
Molecule: messenger RNA, 2331 nt
Organism: Dreissena polymorpha
Lineage: Eukaryota; Metazoa; Mollusca; Bivalvia; Myida; Dreissenidae
Product: flavin-containing monooxygenase 5-like
Exons: 6
Coding region: 1-1623 (540 amino acids)
Molecular function (GO): N,N-dimethylaniline monooxygenase activity; NADP binding; flavin adenine dinucleotide binding
Source: RefSeq, a predicted model, not a curated record